UGGCUGUGGCUCCGGCCGGACCGGCCGGGUCGCGGGAGCCGGCACGGAAGGAGAGGCUGCCUCCCGUCGGUGGUGGCCGGCUUCGGGGAAGUGGGGACACGGCUCUCCAGACCACACCCACGCUUCCAGUUCAAGCUGGAGGAGUGCAAGAACAUUCAGUGGAAGACCUUGGACCUCAGGAACUGGAUUGGAAGAAGUGCCUAAAGAAAUGGAUGCUAGAAGAAAACACUGCAGGGAGAGUGUAUUUACUCCUUUCUUUGGUGCACAUUAUAUUCUAGAAGAAAUUUCUCACCCCGAUUCUGUUGAACAAGCCUCUGUAGAUAAGACCAAGAGAACGGAAAGAAUUUGCAAUUUGCCCAGCAGAAGGUUUCAGGAAAGAAAUAAAAUUAAGAGGAAAGAAUGUCUUUCUCAACUAAGUGAAAAGGAACAAGAAUGCAGUGUGAUAGAGAGAAAGAUAAUCAUAUCAAAGAAUGAAACUGACACAAAUUCUACCUCCUAUGAAUUAUCUAAUUUGGAUAUUGCAACUGAAGAAAGCUGUAAUGGCCCAGAUCCCCGUACCUGGCGUAGAAGGGAAUUAACUCGACUACAGCAAGAGGCAAGGAAGAAAUUUACCAAAGGCAUGUCUCCCAAAGUCCGCCUGAAUCUUUUGAAUGAAGAACUGGAAGAACUGAACAUGAAAUGCAAAAAAAUAGAAGAGGAAUUUGAAAAUGCUGAAAAAGAACUUUUGAACUCCAAAAAAGACACAAAACCUCUAAAUUUUCAAGAAGCAAGGAUGGAUACUUUGAAGAACGACUGGGAACUUCAAGCCUUAAGAAAUGAUCUAUCUAAAAAAUCAACAAAUGUGAAAAACUUAACUGACGAGCUCCAGCAAGCCAAAGAAAUCAUCCACAAGUUGAACCUAGAGAACAGAGAUUUAAAAGAAGCUGUUAGAAAGUUAAAGCACCAAACCGAAGUUGGGAAUAUACUUCUAAAAGAAGAAAUGAAGUUGUAUUAUGAAUUAGAAAUGGAAAAGAUUCGUGGAGAGCUAGAUGCCAUCAAGUAUGAAUUAAGAGCUGAGAAGACCCUGCAAGCGAGAAACAGCCGAGCCCUGGAGUUGCUUAGAAAACACUUGGCUUCAGUGGUAACGUCAACAAGUACCUUUGAUGGCUUUCCUGGGGAUUUUUUUUAAAGCUAAAAAAACAUCUUUCAUUAGAUAGAAGAGAAUGAAAUUCCCAUAAGGCAAAGAUCAGGUCCCUGGUGACAAACUGCGGAAAACAGUGGUGCUGCUGCUUCUGUACCUUUGGCUGCCAUCAUUUUUGUUUUGGAAACAAAAAGACAGAAGAGAUUUGGGGCGCAAUAUCCAGCAAAGUCCCUUGUGAGCAGUCUGUGUGAAAGGGAAACACCACAGUCGUUCCUCUCUCCAAAGAAGCACUACAACAUGGAGAAAAAGCGUGCAAGGUUGGCGUAUCCGCUUAUGAGCUGUGUGACCUUAGUUAGACGAGUUGCAAAAUUCUCUGUUGCUCAGUUUCUUCAUCUUAUAAGGCAGGGUUAAUAGUGGUGUUGGGAGGAUACGAUGAUG
Molecule: messenger RNA, 1558 nt
Organism: Lepus europaeus (European hare)
Lineage: Eukaryota; Metazoa; Chordata; Mammalia; Lagomorpha; Leporidae
Gene: CCDC160
Product: coiled-coil domain containing 160
Exons: 4
Coding region: 209-1168 (319 amino acids)
Source: RefSeq, a predicted model, not a curated record